AAAAACAAUAUUAUCAAUGGAUUUUAAUAUUGUCAGUUUUUUUAUUAUUAUCAUCUUUAAUCUUUUUAUACGUGAUAAGGACAGAGUAAUAAAAAUAUAUGAAACAUAAUUUCUUUGAUACAUAAAUUUGUUUUGAUCAAAUUAAUAUAAUGGCAGCUGUUAUUCCAACAGUUACUAAAUUAUCAAGUAGAAUCAUAAGAAUUCUGGGCUGCAACCCAGGACCAAUGACGCUUCAAGGAACUAAUACAUACUUAAUUGGAACUGGAAAAAAUCGUAUACUUUUGGACACUGGUGAUAAAGACAUAACAGAAUAUCAGAAACAUUUAUCUGAAGUAGUAGGUUCAGAACAAGUAAAUAUUGAACACAUAGUGGUUACACACUGGCAUCAUGACCAUAUUGGAGGAGUUGAGAAUAUUUUUGGGACAAUUGCAAAACAACCCAAAGUUUGGAAACACAAAAGAGAUUCAGAUGAUGCACAUGACACAAACCCGUUACCAAGUCCUUUUAACUGGCUUUAUGAUGGACAAGAGCUGACAGUUGAAGGAGCAACUCUUAAGGUUCAUCACACACCUGGGCAUACAACUGAUCAUGUUGUUUUGACUUUACAAGAGGAAAAUAUUUUAUUUAGUGGGGACUGUAUUCUUGGAGAGGGCACUGCUGUUUUUGAAGACCUUUAUACCUACAUGAAAAGCUUAAAUAGAAUAUUAGAAUUGAAUCCCAGUGUUAUUUAUCCUGGACAUGGAAAUAUUGUUGAUGACCCAAUUGAAAAAAUUAAAUACUACAUAGCACAUCGAACUCAAAGGGAAGAACAAAUUUUGGAAGCUCUUAGGAACAACUCUGAUAAACAAUUAAAUGAAAUGGAUUUAGUUAAGAUCAUCUAUAAAGAAACACCAGAGCAUUUAUGGCCAGCAGCUGCAUAUAAUGUUAAUCAUCAUUUGACAAAAUUGGCCAAAGAGAAAAUAAUAAAAUGUCUAGAUAUAGACGGGGAAAAUAAAUGGCAGAUAGCUAUGACACAAAGCAGUUUAUAGUCAUAUAUUUAGUCAAAUUCAGAGGAUUUUUAUUUAGUAGUAGUUUAUUUUCCUAUAUUUUCUAGUAAUUAAGGGGGAUUUAUUAGGUACCAUAUUUACAUAUUUUCAACCUAAUUGUGUUAUAAAUUAUUUCAAAUAUGAAUUCAACACUUUUCUUCAGGUAUACUCAUCAAAACUAUAUUUAUUUAUUUAUACUGUUUGCGGAAUAUACAUGCCUACCAUUAUUGAGUUUCCAUAACCUCUAUGGAUAAUUUUCAGAGGAACCAUUUUACAGAUGGGAUUUUGGGUUUUGCCAGCAAAUUUUAUUAUAUUAUUAUGAAAAUCUGUUUCAAAAUAAAGGAAUAAAAGCAUAAUA
Molecule: messenger RNA, 1383 nt
Organism: Pieris brassicae (large cabbage white)
Lineage: Eukaryota; Metazoa; Arthropoda; Insecta; Lepidoptera; Pieridae
Product: beta-lactamase-like protein 2 homolog
Exons: 4
Coding region: 150-1028 (292 amino acids)
Cellular component (GO): mitochondrial matrix
Molecular function (GO): RNA endonuclease activity; single-stranded RNA binding
Source: RefSeq, a predicted model, not a curated record